Suillus paluster is the source of this 1875-nucleotide messenger RNA. RefSeq lists its product as uncharacterized. Lineage: Eukaryota; Fungi; Basidiomycota; Agaricomycetes; Boletales; Suillaceae. The transcript has 8 exons. Bases 1 to 1875 code for a protein of 624 amino acids. The record is from RefSeq and is a predicted model, not a curated record.
AUGGCUCGACCUAUCCGUACCAAUGCUAACAGGAAUCCUGCACAGAUCCUCAAGGAUGCCGCUCCCUCACAACGCACUUCGGCUCAAAAGCAGGCCGACAACGCCAAAGCUGCAGCAAAAAGAGCUGAAAUGGAAGAGAAGGCAUCAGAGAUCUAUCAAAAUGGUGUGCGGAAAAUUGCCGCCAUAGAAGACUCACUGAGAAGACAGGAUUGUGCUUAUGGCACUGACUUCCCAAUAAAUGCGCUGGAAACAAAUGCGAUCGAGGAGGCACACGAAGAAGACACUGACAACGAGUAUGAAUUGUCCAGCGCACACUCAGACAGUGUUAGUUCCGAGUUGCCCAGUGAGGAACCAAGCACCCAUUCAGAAUCAGAAGAUCACGGGAAGUCUUGUAAACCAAAAUCAUGCAAGAAAAAGGCCAAAAAGACAAAAGACAGGGUGUUAAGGCAGGAAGUGGCAGCCAGUAGAAAGACUGUUGCAAGCGCUGGUACAUUGGCAAGGAAGCGUAAGAGUGAGAACGUAAACAGUGAUAUAGACAGCAAUGAACAGUUCCAACAACCGAAGUGUGCGAAGGGUAAUCAGUCAGCUAGCAACUUAAAUCCUGACUGGCGCAAAAUGGUUGGUCAGCUAGCCAAAAGAACAGCACACGCAGACAAAAUCAACACGAGCCUUAUUCCAGAGGUGGGGCGAUCUUGGUCAUCUUCCCAAGCAUCAAGCCGUAGCAGUAGCCGUUUAACUUCAGAAAGUAGCAGUGACCUGGUGGUUGGAGAGUUUGACAUUGACGAGCCUGAGGAGACGAUUGCCGCUGCACGAGAGCACAAGAGCAAUAAGGUCAAAGAUGCGAAGUCCAGUGGAUCAACCAGUGGAUCAGCCUCAGCUAUAUAUUGUACAACUGCAGGAAUGAGCCUCAAGAUCAAUAAAAAGGGUGCCGACAACGCUGUGAAGGAAGAAGUGAAAGUGGUGAAAAUGUUAAAGCCACAAAAGCCGCUCUGGAAGCUCAAGCUUGAAUACCUUCCUUUGCAGGACAAAAGCGACCGUGAUGUUUGGAACCGCUUGGUUUGUGUGGUGAUAGACUGGGCUGGUACCACCACUGACCCAUUUGGCACCAAUGAGCAUCCUGAGUUGUCACCGAAAUUGCAAGAACUCUGGAAUGUUUGUUUUGAACAUAACACUGUGGACGUCAAUGAACACCCAGCUAUCAAAAAAAUAGUGCAUUUAUCUGACUCAUGUGAUGCUAAUUUAACCUACAUGACCUUGCACUGGCAGGCUACCGACCGCUUGAAUGAAUGGUGCAGCAUGUUCAGCAAGGAUGCUCUCAAAAUUCUUGAACGUCACUUCAAACAUCCCAAGUUUCGACAUGACCUUGAGGCCCGCAUCAAAUUUGUUUGUGACCACUUGCCACGCAAAGUCAAUAAUAAAAAAUGUGUUCCAUUUAUUUAUGCAGACAUUGAGGCCUUUAAAGGAGCUUGGUUGUCACCCGAACUGCUGGAACUUGUCGCUGGGCUGGCUGCUGCUGCUUAUCAUCGUGCGCUGUCCCUCUACACCGAUGGCAAGUCUGCCAAGGAGGCAGCGAAGGAAGCCAAACACCAUGGCAACAGCGACAAUGCAGGUGGGAAAAACUCGAAAAAUAUUGACUUUGACGCAGUGUGGAGGUCUGUGACAAUGCGCUACGCAGAACAAGCCAGCGGAUUGCCUGCGAGCAAGUGGGAUUCCAUCGAGGAGGCACUGGCAUUGUCGGAGUUGAUUGGAACAGAUACAAGGUCUGACAAUGGAGACUACUCUGAUGAUAACAUUAUGGAUAUCCGUGGCAUGGUCCUCCUCUCUGACGGCGAGGAUGAUGGUCCUCAACCCACAGAAGACUUAGAUGGUUGUUAA